AUGGCCGCACUUGGGCUUGUGAUUGAUUUCGGAACGGGUCGUGUCACCUGGGACGGCAGCGAGAUGAUUUUUUGCAUCGCAAGCAGCAGUUCCCCCCCGUUAGCGCCUAUCGCGGCUUGUCCUGACUCAGCUAGUGGUGACGAUGAUGAUGUUUGCGCUGGGGAUGAUGAAUUUUUCGCCGGUGAGGAGACUACAGUGAAACCUCUGGAUUUGCUUCCUGAAUUUCUAGAACAAGCGCUACAGCACUGCUACUUGAAGCUUCUAGAGGAGUACGUCGAUUUGUACAACGGGCGUCUUGGAAGAAUCCGCCUCGACGAUUACAUUCUGCCUCUCCGUGCUGAUUAUAAGCCGGUGCACACCAAGCCGUACGCCGUACCACGACGGUGA
Messenger RNA from Phytophthora sojae, 387 nucleotides. RefSeq lists its product as hypothetical. NCBI's taxonomy places the organism in Eukaryota, Oomycota, Peronosporomycetes, Peronosporales, Peronosporaceae. The record is from RefSeq and is a predicted model, not a curated record. The coding region runs from base 1 to 387 and encodes 128 amino acids. The transcript has a single exon.